AUGGCGUCCUCAACGUCAACUGCUACAGGUGAACGAUUGAUAAGCUGUGCUCUCUACGGCGAUGUGGAUACUUUUACCGAUUUGGUAAGGAAUGGCGUCGAUGUGACCUACAGAACUAAAGGUGGCACGUCUGUUUUACACUCUGCGGCGAUGGGUACAGAUAAGAAAAUGAUGUUUUAUCUUUUCGAAAACCACCCUUCCUGUAUUGAAUGUGGAAAACGCAACGACAAAAAGAAAGGUUUUAACGCCUUACAUUACUGGUGCAAAAACAAUGGUGAUAUUUCAGUCUUCGAUCUCUUCACAAAGGCAGGUUUUGACUUUACAAGAAAAACCGCUGGUGGCCAAACACCAUUGGAUCUGGUAAAGGGAAGAGGAGAUCAUUACGUUCAGUACAUAGAAAACAUCUUGAAAGGGAAGGUUGUGGACGAACCGUUGGUUUGGACCGAUUUACACCAAAGUGUUGUUGACAAUGAUCAAUAUACAUGCUUAAGCCUCAGUGAAAACAACAUAAAAGACGUUAUGACGCGAGCGAGUAGCAAAAAUAGAGCGAUACCUCAAACGAUCCAGAAAUAUCUCCCGCCAAAAGUGACGCCGAUGGAACUAGCAUUGUUUUAUGAAAACGAUGGGAUUCUACAGAUACUGACUAGCUACACAGACAAUGACGUCAUUGAACGUUGUCUUAAGAUGAAUAGACAUAAAACCAAUAGUAUAUUGGAAGGCAUCAAAAAGAAGCUGAGUAUGCAAUACAAGGGCGAUUAUGUUGUGCGAGGGACGUUACGUGACAUGACAGUGUUUGUCGUCUUCAGUACCAAAAAGACACACAGAACAGAGACAAGUAUCGCAGGAUAUCGGGUUCUAUUUUACAAUUUGCGUUAUACAGAGAAAGGCGGUUGGGAUGAGGGAAGAGCAGUGCUGCAUUACUGUCACAGCCACAAUUAUGUAUUAUCGGAUGCCGAUAAAAUUCGCGUAGACAAGGCCAUAGAACAGGAAAAUGAAACACUGUGGAACAACCACUCCAAUAUCAGAGGUAUAUUAUCUUCGCCCGUGAAGUACCAGAAAGGACAGUUUCUGUUAACACCUUGUGUGGUUAUUGUUUGCAGUUUUAAAUCGUUUAUCCCAAACGGAGAGUCUAAUUUUCCAUCUAAAAUCUAUGUUAAAGGUGAAAGUGUCCCAGUCGAUGUGGAUGUUCGGGAAGGCUUUUUUAAGUUAGUGGUUAAUAAUCCUAUAGGGAAACACGUACCAUUGAAAAUGGGAGGCAACAUCGGAACUAAUGACGGAACAACGCGGCAUGGAACUAUUGGACCACUUGUUGAAUACAUGGACAGACUUUGCUUCAUUACAUGUGCACACGUCAUGUACUCUGAAGAAGAGUGCUGGCAACCAAGAAAUACUCACCAAGCUGGGGUACUGUGUCAACGCUCUGGGUUGCAUAGUCAACGUUCAACUGAACGUUUGGCAUUUCAGCCUGUAAAGGAAUCAGAAGGCGAUCUAGAGUGCGGACGAGUUGUGUGUUGGGAUUAUGCAUUAGAAAGACGAACAUCGAUUGACAUUGCAAUUGUCGAAAUCACCGAUCAGACCAGACUUCCAACAUCUGGUGGAUUCACUGUGUAUGACCAAGAGGAGCUAGACAGAAUUGGAUAUGCAACUGAGGAACCGACCUUUGACUCGGGAAAGACGGGACGCCCAACACCUACUUCCGACGAGGAAACACAGCCAGCACCUACGUCCAUUUGCGCCAAACCAGAUACAUCAGACACUGAUGGAGCCCUGAACAACACAUUUGACACUUCAAAUGAUAUAAUCAUCUUCGGAAGUAUGUCAGGAGCUACAAGUGGUAAAUACAGGAACAGUACGUCCACCCGAUUUACUCAGAAAAUGUAUGGGAAGACAAAAGCUAGUGAAAGGUAUUGUGGUAUGCUGUAUAUAGAAAACAGUCAAUGCGGUGAAACUCAUUGUAAACUCAAACCACUUGCUGUUCGUGGUGAUUCCGGUGCAGGAGUGUUCCAGAGAAAGAGUGACAAUUCCCUUGAAUGUAUUGGUGUCCUUGUAGCUGUAGACAAUACUGAUUCUGCUUUAGUUAUUCCAGUAGGUUCAAUUCAGAAACAUUUCCAAAUCAAUUUUAAAAAGUUUCAAUGUUCGUCAUAA
Messenger RNA from Ylistrum balloti, 2145 nucleotides. RefSeq lists its product as uncharacterized. The record is from RefSeq and is a predicted model, not a curated record. The transcript has 3 exons. Bases 1 to 2145 code for a protein of 714 amino acids. Lineage: Eukaryota; Metazoa; Mollusca; Bivalvia; Pectinida; Pectinidae.